Molecule: messenger RNA, 665 nt
Organism: Homarus americanus (American lobster)
Lineage: Eukaryota; Metazoa; Arthropoda; Malacostraca; Decapoda; Nephropidae
Exons: 4
Coding region: 112-615 (167 amino acids)
Source: RefSeq, a predicted model, not a curated record
UCUCAUCGUUCAACCCAAAACAUUCUAAUCUGUCAACAACUUGUGAAUGUUGUGAGUAAGACGAGUUAUCCUGUACCGAACCUUCUCCUUCUCAUAAGAAGGACAAGAGGCAUGGCGGGGUGGACGGGUAAACGUGUUAAUGUGUCGUACUCUAGGCCAGAGGAGCCAGCCUUCCUCAAGAGGUUCAAGGAGCAGGUCGGCUACAAGGAGGACAAUGGCUUACAGGAAAAGUUUGCGGUGAUGCCAGCAGCCACAGAUGAAGACCUCGAAGACCAAGAUGAUGAUAUGCCACAGGUAGUGAGUUUACGUUCAAAUGACUUGACGCAAGAGGAGUGUGACAAGUUGCGAGCGGAAGGGAAGCUGGACGAUCUCUUACGAGGGAACUGCGAGAAGGUCAACGUUUCCAAAGAGGAAGAUGAAGAGCCGCCUCCUGAUGGCAGAAUCUUGUUCCGUAAGCCAACAAAACGUAGCGGAGAAGACAAAGAUGGAAAAACAGACCCCAAGAAGUUGAAAGGAGAUGAAAAAGAAAAGAAAUCUAAAAAGGACAAGAAGAAAGAUUUACAGAAAAAGAAACUUUUAUCAUUUAAUGAAGAUGAGGAAGAGGAGGAGAAUUGAUUGUAUAUUUGUUUGAUUUUCUGUUUUAUAAUAAAAUUAUCUUAUUUGUA